CCCCUUUUCCCUCUGCGAUCGCAUGCAGCCAUGGUUGAAUCGUGGAUUUGUAGCGUAUUUCUCCCCCUUUCAAAGAAUUGUCGACCGUCCUUGUCGCUGCUCAUCAGAGUCUGGAAUCCAAUCGAGUUGACUGUCUCAUCUCAUUUCGAGUUUCGAGCCCUUGCUCUUCCUGGUUCUAAGUCCCUUGGUCCCGUCAGUCUCGUGCAAAUCCCUUGGCUCAAAUUGGGGGUCAACAGAUAGUCAGCUGCUGCAGCAGGGUGUGAUACCCCAAGUAGGCAAUAUACUACGGGGCAUAGCUACCGGAACGGCGUUGGCACUAUUCGCAUUCCACCAGAGAAAGGCCGCCUGUCAGGUAGCUGUGUAAUUAGGUAUGCGAACAUAGGCCAACGGACAAGGGAGAGAGCGAGAGAGCCUUGCUUGUUAGGACCGGUCACAAGACUCGGGAUGUCUACCGCCACUUCGCCUUCCCAACAAGAGCCGCCCUUCAUGGCUGCCACAACCCAUCAUCAGCACCAUCCCUCGUUGUCAGCCCUUUCCGAGACCUCGUCUGCCUCAACUCAUGUUUCCUACUCCGCGUUCCCUUUCUACGCUGAUCAGCCGCCACCCCUGAGCACCCCUCCGGCGUCUUCUGUUUCGGGAUCCAGGAACACAAAGGGCCUUGUCCUCAACAACGGUCGCAUUCCCGCCUCUCCAGUCCAAUCAAUUCGACGGAAGCCGCUGUCGGCAACCGCCUCGCCCAUUGCCACGCGGUAUUCCUCGGGCGAGCAUCUGGCCAGCGUUGUGAAGAGCCUGCCACGACCCGAGCAGAGAUACGACCGCUCCUUCUCCGUGGACAGCCCUACCGUCUACGAGUUCCCACACGCCCAAGUCCAGCCUAUGUCGCGGUCCCCUCGCUGGGAAUCUACAACGAAACUAACAUCAGGUGCGAGGGAUAUUGCGUUGCUCGAAAUCGCCACAGAGAAAUCUCCCGAAAAUCAGCUCCCUUCUGUUUCUACUUCUGGGAACACCGACUCGGCUGCUAUCGCGGCUGGAGCCAAACGCCAAGGAUCCGCUGACAGCCACGCUGCAGCCCUUCAAACAGCGCCGUCACACACGGAGGAUCAGACGCUGUACGACGAUCUAUUGGCUGACGAAGACGAAGACCCCCUCAGCGAUAACAUCUUGGACGGCUAUAAUUCUGAUUCGUCCCGUACUACUAAUACUACUCCUAAUCAUAAUAUGUCUUUACACAUAUCACGGAAGCCCAUACCACAACAGUUGACGCUCAAAUCAGACGAGGCGUCCUUAAUUCGAACGAAUAGUAACGAACUCAAAACUCCUAAUACGGACAAACCGUUGCCCAAGUCUCCCAACUCCAGACUCGUCACCUUCUUUGGCUGGGCAUCAUCACCCACUACAGAAGCCUCAGAGAAAGCCUACUCACCGCUUCCUUCACCCUUCAACUUCUCAAGAUCGGGUAGCCAGCCAGAUGCAUCACCAAUCACCACACUUGGUCCACAUUCAUCAUUUGACGCCAGCAAGGUUCAAGCCGAUUCCCCUGAUUCACGGGAGUAUUGCGAAUCGUACCUGGUUACCCCUUCAGCUGUAUCACCGGAUUCCACACAAAUCGACGAAAUGGAAGACGAGUUGAAGGCCAUCUCGGCCGAGUUGGCGGCAUCCAUUCGGCGCGAGAUAGAUUUGGAAGACCUGGUAGACAGGUUACAAGCAGAAAAGGAUAAUCCGACAGUGACUGGAAAUAAGAGGACUAGUGACUACUUCUCUGACUCAGGCUACAGUUCGGCUAAGUUUAGCGAAUAUGACCAAUCGAGAGAGGAGAUUGAGAAGAUACAGCGGAGGUCAGAGCAAGAAAAGGCGCAGCUCAGACUAGAGCUGACGACUAAAUUGCAAGAUGAGAGGCUAAAACGACAGAAAAUGGACGAACAAAUCAGGGACUUGUCAAGUAAGGCAUCACAAAUUGACCUGGAUGCGGUGAACGGUACAGACGCUGGUGAUCGCGUCAAGGAGCUGGAGGCGACCUGUGAAAAUCUGCGACGAAAGCUUUCUGAAGAACGGCAAGCCAAAGAUAACAUCGAGGACAUGUUUUCGGCACUUAAGGGAGAGCUUCGGGAUGCUGCUGACGAGCGAGAUAAUUUGCGGGACGAGAUUGUUCCACAGCUUCGAGCCCGUGUCGAGGGUCUCGAGAGCCAGGCUUCUGAGCUCGAGAAAAUGACUUAUGAAUCUACUAAGAUGCAACAGGAGCUUAAUAACCUGAGAAGCGAAAACUCAAAUUUGAAACAGGUGCAAAUGGAAAGCAUAUCCGAAGAAGGUGGAACUACAAGUGCGCCACUUUCUCGUUCUAAUUCUGUCGGUGGCUCACGUGCAUCCUUCAAGCUCCAACGACCACCCUCUGGUAUCUUUAGAUCCAAGACAGUUAAAUCUACAGAGUCUCGUGAUCAGCUUUCAGAACGCUUGAAGGAUGUUGAAGAACAACGUGACGCACUACACCGAGCACUCAAGAAUCUACUUGAGAGACAGGAACACCAAAACCGUGAGAACCAGAAGAAGAUUCGGGUUCUUGAGAUGGAGCGCGAUAGACUUCUGACUUCCUCGCCACAGAAAGCUGGAUUUCAGAGAGACAUUGGUAAACUCCGAGCUGAGAUCACUGUGUUGCGCCGAAGAGCCGAAGAGGCUUUGGAUCAGAAAUGGCAAGUCGAGAAAGGUCUAGCUGGUCUAAAAAUGGAUCUUGAUAAGGCAGAACAAGAGGUAGCCUACCUCCGUAAACUUCUCGAAGAGAAGGAUAUCCUUAUCCCUCCAACAUUUGCGCGUUUGAGUAGCGGUAGCGAUCAGUUUGCCACACCAGUCACUUCGGAAUCUCUCCUGGCCGCAUAUCAUGAUCUCCAGAAGACCCAUGCGGAGUCACUUGAGCGGGUCAAAAGCCUAGAAAUGGGUGCUAUGGGCGAUGAGAAGACUUUGGCGGCCAUGCAAAAGCUAGAGAAAGCUUUGUCAGUAGCUGUUUCAGAGCGUGACCUUGCUCAGCAUGAAGUAACAUCGUACAAGGAACGGCUUGCCUCGCUCAAAGCCGAAGAGCUUGCCCAUCUCACUUCGGAGAAAGCUCUGGCGAAUGAGCUCCAGGAAUCAGCGCGUCGUGUAGAAGAGCUAGCUAUCCAAGUUCAACAGCAACUUUCGACCAACCAGCAACUACGCUCACGGAUUGCUGAUACUAUAGCAAGAGGUGACGCUGAUCAGAAGGCUAACGCGGAGCGGAUCACGACUAUGCAAGCGCAUUUGCGGUCUCUGGAAGAGAAACUAGAAGCAGCACAAGCGGCAUCGGAAGAUCGAGUUGCCCAUCAUGAGGAAGAGAUAUCAAACCUCAAAGAAAGCCAUAACGUACAGCUUACGAGGCUUCGUGAUGGUCUACGCUCACCGCGCAUUUUUCCCGAUAAAUCUCCACUAUCACCUUUAUUCUCGGCUCCGGGUGCAUUAUCGCCUCGUCUCAGCAUUACGCGUUCUGGGCCAGCCAUGAAUGUCUCCGAAGAAACUCAGAUCGACAACCUCAAAGCACGUGUGGCAGAGCUAGAGAAUGCGCUCAUGGAUGCCGACGUGGAGAUGCAGCAAGUGGUCGGACGCAUGAACACAGCGCAAAUCGAGGUCCUCCAGUUACAGGAGGAGCGUGAAGCUGCUAUAAACCAGACACGAAAAUUGGAGAGGGAGCUGAAGACGGAGAAAAUUAAAUCCUUCGAAGAACGAUUCAAGAGUCUUCAGUCAUAAUAAAUUCACGAAGAACCUAAAUCAUCAUGGACGGCGCAUUACUUAUAUGUUUGAUUGAGCAUUUACCAGCGUUGGACAGCGGCAUCGUUUUCUCUUGGCUCACGAUGAUAAGCACUGUCUCUGGAAUAAUACCCGGCCUUGGCAUACCAGCAUGCCCAAUCGUACUCUAUCGCCAUACUUGUAUAUUGUCUUUUAUCACGGCAUGGGGAAAACUUUUAUGUGCCUAAUGUUUUACACUUAGUACUUAGUACUUUAUUUAUAUGUACCUAUAUUGGAGAAUGGUGAAGCAGGAUGAACACAAAAGAGGGAUUACGCGAAAAGCGCACAUAGGUCAAUAGGUUUGGGUUGGUAGGUGAUGGAUGAAAUCAACCUACAGCAUUGUAAUAGGCUGGCUGAAUACAAGGGGUGUGUAUACUUAUUAUUAUCAUGAACUAUUUGCGACUGCGUGAUAUAUGGCUACUCUAGUCUGAAG
Messenger RNA from Xylaria bambusicola, 4219 nucleotides. RefSeq lists its product as uncharacterized. The transcript has 2 exons. Lineage: Eukaryota; Fungi; Ascomycota; Sordariomycetes; Xylariales; Xylariaceae. The record is from RefSeq and is a predicted model, not a curated record. The coding region runs from base 445 to 3747 and encodes 1100 amino acids.